Messenger RNA from Peromyscus maniculatus bairdii (prairie deer mouse), 1276 nucleotides. RefSeq names its product aldo-keto reductase family 1 member C18. NCBI's taxonomy places the organism in Eukaryota, Metazoa, Chordata, Mammalia, Rodentia, Cricetidae. The record is from RefSeq and is a predicted model, not a curated record. Gene Ontology annotation, molecular function: oxidoreductase activity.
AUCACUGAUUAGUCAUACAUUUGGAGAUAUAAUUUACACUUGUUCACUGCCCUGUGAGAGCAGCAGAAGAAAGAGAGUCUGCUAGGUCAGAGCAGUGAAUGAGGAUGAAUUCCAAAGCUCAGAAAAUGGAAUUAAAUGAUGGCCACUCCAUUCCUGUACUGGGCUUUGGCACCUAUGCAACUGAAGAGCAUCUCAAGAAAAAGUCUAUGGAUUCCACCAAAGUAGCUAUAGAUGUUGGAUUCCGCCAUAUUGAUUGUUCUCACUUCUACCAAAAUGAAGAAGAGGUGGGACAGGCUAUUCGAAGCAAGAUUGAAGAUGGCACUGUGAAAAGGGAAGAUAUAUUCUAUACUUCAAAGCUUUGGUCAACUUCUCAUCGUCCAGAGUUGGUCAGACCUAGCUUGGAAAGUUCACUGAGAAAGCUUAAUUUGGACUACGUUGACCUCUAUCUCAUUCAUUUCCCAGUGUCUCUGAAGCCAGGGGAUGAUAUUUUACCUCAAGAUGAGCAUGGAAACUUAAUAUUUGACACAGUGGAUCUCUGUGCCACAUGGGAGGCCAUGGAGAAGUGUAAGGAUGCAGGAUUAGCCAAGUCCAUCGGGGUGUCCAACUUUAAUCGUAGGCAGUUGGAAAUGAUCCUGAACAAACCAGGGCUCAAGUAUAAGCCUGUGUGCAACCAGGUAGAAUGUCAUCUUUAUCUCAACCAGAGCAAGCUGCUGGAUUACUGCAAGAUGAAUGACAUCAUUCUGGUUGCCUAUGGUGCACUGGGAACUCAGAGAUAUAAAACUUGUGUUAAUGAGGAUACUCCAGUUCUCUUGGAUGAUCCAGUUCUUUGUGCCAUAGCAAGGAAGUACAAGCGGACACCCGCCCUGAUUGCCCUUCGAUACCAGCUGCAACGUGGAAUUGUGGUCCUAGCCAAGAGCUUCAAUGAGGAGAGAAUCCGAGAGAACAUGCAGGCUUUUGAUUUCCAAUUGGCUUCAGAUGACAUGAAAAUCCUCGAUGGCUUGAAUAGAAAUUUUCGGUACUUUCCUGCUGACAUGUUUAAUGCUCACCCCAGCUUCCCAUUCUUUGAUGAGUAUUAACAUGGAGGCCUUUGCUAUGAGCUCUGUUUGAAGCUCAUGUGUGCGAUGCUGGACUCUCAUAUACCAAUAGCUGAAUACAUCACCUUCAACCCAUGCUGCUUAGAAACUCACCUUCAGUUUGAGCUAUGUCUGUAUACCAGGGAGCAAAAGUACUAAAUUUUGACUCUUUUCUAUGAAUAAAAAUAUUCAGUCUCACCUGC